Anoplopoma fimbria (sablefish) is the source of this 4876-nucleotide messenger RNA. RefSeq names its product mannosidase, alpha, class 2A, member 1 (gene man2a1). Lineage: Eukaryota; Metazoa; Chordata; Actinopteri; Perciformes; Anoplopomatidae. The record is from RefSeq and is a predicted model, not a curated record. Gene Ontology annotation, biological process: mannose metabolic process; N-glycan processing; protein deglycosylation. Gene Ontology annotation, cellular component: Golgi membrane. Gene Ontology annotation, molecular function: alpha-mannosidase activity; carbohydrate binding.
AACCGGAAGCAAAACAAACAUCAGUGCGCAGGCGCGCAGAGCUCAGCAGAGGAGCUUCAUCUCACUGAAAAAUAAAAAAAAAGAGUUUAUUUUAAUUUUAUUUAAUGUUUUUCGGGAGAAACUGAAGUCAGGCGAGCGCGUGCACGAGAGCACGAGACACGAGGGAGCGCGAGACCUGCUGCAGCGAUGAAGAGGAGUCGGAUGCUGACCGUGGUGGUGGGCGGAGUCUUCUGUUUGGCCGUGAUGUCACUGUACCACAUGCUCGAGGUGAUGCAGGGGGCGGAGCUUCAACAAGUGGAGACACCUGCUGGACAGGUGGAAAACGAUUUGUCCCGCCUCCAGCAGCAGAUUGAAAGGUUGGAGCAUCUCCUUAGCGACAACAACCGUCUGGUUGCUAAGGUGCGUGACUCACUGAUUCACCACAAAGCAUCACGGGAAAAAGGAGGCGAGGUCAAUGUGAGCUCGGGCUCCGCCCCCCGCAGAGCUGACACGCUUCCUGGCUGCCGAUUGGCCGAAGAGAUGAAAGAUGGAGCCGAUGGAGUUCAGCUGCUGGACGUUUACGACGUGCUGCCGUUCGAUAACCCCGACGGCGGCACCUGGAAACAGGGCUUUGAGAUCAGUUACCACGGCGACGAGUGGGAUAAGACGCCGCUGGAACUCUUCCUGGUUCCUCACUCCCACAACGACCCCGGCUGGUUGAAGACGUUUGAGAAUUAUUAUCAGGACCAGACGAAACACAUCUUCAACAACAUGCUGAUCAAACUGACUGAAGACAGCAGGAGGAAGAUGAUUUGGGCAGAAAUCAGUUAUUUCUCUAAAUGGUGGAACGAGAUCGACGAUCAGAAGAGAGAGAUCGUCAAACGCCUGGUGAGGACGGGGCAGCUGGAGAUGGUGACGGGCGGCUGGGUGAUGGCCGACGAGGCGAACUCGCACUACUUCGCUCUGUUGGAUCAGCUGAUGGAGGGACACCAGUGGAUCCAGAGACACCUGGGCGUGAAGCCGAGCAGCGGUUGGGCGGUGGAUCCCUUUGGCCACUCCCCCUCUAUGGCCUACCUGCUGAAGGGGGCGGGGCUGAGCAACAUGGUCAUCCAGAGAGUUCACUACGCCGUCAAGAAGCAAUUCGCCCAGAAACAGACACUCGAGUUCCUAUGGCGACAGAGCUGGGACUCCUCCCCCCGCAGUGACAUCACAUGUCACAUGAUGCCGUUCUACUCCUACGACGUACCGCACACAUGCGGUCCGAACCCGGCGGUUUGUUGUCAGUUUGAUUUCCACCGGCUGAAGGGGGGGGGGCUCUCCUGUCCAUGGAAGAUACCUCCUCAGCCAAUCACAGAGCAGAACGUCAAGGAUCGGGCUCUCCUCCUGCUGGACCAGUACCGGCAGAAGUCUCGACUCUUUCGCUCUCCCGUCCUCUUCGUUCCACUCGGAGACGACUUUCGAUUUGUGGAUUUGAACGAGUGGGACGAUCAGUUCAGUAACUACCAGAAGAUCUUCGACUACUUCAACCAGCACCCGGAGCUCCACGUCAAGGCUCAGUUCGGGACGCUCUCAGAUUACUUCGAAGCUCUUCAUCGGCGUCUAAACUCAGCAGGAACGUCUCUGCCGACUCUUCGCGGCGACUUCUUUACGUACGCCGACCGAGAAGAUCAUUACUGGAGCGGAUACUUCACCUCUAGACCGUUUUACAAACGCCUCGACAGAACGCUGGAGGCCACGCUCAGAGCGACAGAAAUCCUCUUCAGCUUGACGUUGGCGGAAAUGCGGCGUUUCCGUGGCGACGGUCGUCUGGUCUCAGAUUUCCCAGCGAGUGAACACUUCCGGCGUCUGACGGCGGGGAGGCGGAGCUUAGGGCUGUUCCAGCACCACGACGCUGUCACCGGCACCGCCCGCGACCCGGUGGUGGUCGACUACGGCAACAAGUUGCUUCAGUCGAUCAUCAACCUGCGCCAGGUGCUGCAGAGCUCCGCCCACUGGCUGAUCCUAUUGGACAAGAGCCAGUACCACCACGACCAAUCAAAACCCUUCAUGCAAAUGGAUGAUGUGAUGUCAGCGCAGGACGCUCUGCCCCAGAAGACAACGCUCACGCUCAGUGAUGAGCCCAGGUCAUUGAUCAUCUUUAACCCGACGGAGCAGCUUCGUUCGUCCGUCAUCAGCGUCGUCGUCGACUCUCCGGACGCUCAUGUUGCUGAUGCAGAAACAGGUCGACCAAUGGCUGCACAGAUCUCUGCGUUGUGGGCGGAGCCGAGCCGGGCGUCCACAGAACACUUCCAGCUCGACUUCGUGGCUGAACUUCCUCCUCUGUCACUCGUCGUGUAUCACGUGACCAAAGCCUCUGUUGGCUCCGCCCACCGGGCCCGGUACACCUUCCAUCGCCGUGGCGACGCGCCGGCUAUCCAAUCCGAACACUUCCAAGUGUCCCGCCCAGAAGGACCUGAGGCCGGCCCCCUGUCGCUAAGCAACAAGCACAUCCAAAUAUGGAGCUCCCCGGAGACCGGCCUGCUGCAGAAGCUGCGUCUGCAGUCCGGUCUGAUCCGUCAGGUCCAGGUCCAGUUCCUGUGGUACGGAACCAGAAAGAGCCGAGACAAGAGCGGAGCCUACCUGUUCCUGCCGGGGCUGGAGGGGGCCCAGCUCUACUCGUCCUCAGGCCCCCUGGUCCGGGUCUCCAGAGGUCCGGUCUUCUCUGACAUCACUUCAUGCUUCCGUCACUUCACACACACGGUCCGACUGUUCCACCUGGACCACCUGGACGGGCAUGCUGGGAGAUCCCUGGAGAUUUCCAACAUGGUGGACAUCAGGUCAGAGGUCAACCGCGAGCUCGUCAUGCGGCUCGUCAGCGACGUCGCCAACGGCAACCGUUUCUACUCCGACCUCAACAGCUUCCAGAUGCAGCAGCGGCGGACGCUGGAUAAACUCCCCCUGCAGGCGAACUUUUACCCGAUGACGUCGGCGUCGUUCCUUCAGGACUCGAUGUCUCGGCUGUCGCUGCUGUCGGCUCAGAGUCAGGCGGUGGCGUCGCUGCGACCAGGUGAGCUGGAGGUGGUGUUGGACCGGCGGCUGCAGCAGGACGAUAACCGCGGCCUCGGUCAGGGCGUCACCGACAAUAAGCUGACAGCGAGUCUCUACCACCUGCUGCUGGAGGACAGGAGGGGCGGGGCUCAGGUGAGGAGGGGCGGGGCUCAGGAAGUGGGAGGAGCCUCAGUUGAACACCUGUCACUGCUCGCCCACCUGACCUCGCUCUCCCUCAGCCACCCGCCAAUCAUCAUGGUCGCCCCUAGUGACAGCCAGGUGCCAAAGCUCCGCCCCUUCCUGCCGCUCCGGUCAUCGCUGCCGUGCGACGUUCACCUGCUGAACCUGAGGACACUGGAGGAUUCAAAGGAAGCAGAAAGUCCGUCACAGGAAGUGGCUCUCCUCCUCCACAGGAAAGGCUUUGAUUGUAGCUCCGCCCCCGAUCCGCCACUGCAGUGCAUGUGGAGCGCGCACGAGGAGGUGAAUCUGGACGAUCUUUUCUCUCCUCUUCGGUUCCGUUCGGUCCGUCGGUCGGGUCUCACUCUGCUGCGAGAAGACGAUGAACCGGAAUCCGCCCGGCAACAGCAGCCGCCACGCAUCACCAGCCUUCGACCAAUGGAAAUCAGCGCCUUCCGCGUGGAGAUCGACUAAAUAACAAGAACUAACUGAUAGUUCAAAUACGACCUAAAGUUUGUCGUUUUUGGCAAAAGAAAUCCACCUUUUUGGAUCAGUGACAUCAAGAGACAACUUCAUGCAAACAAACCGGUAAAUCUAUUAAACAUUGAUUUUAAAUAUAAAAGACAACUAAACUUGAAAAGUUAAAGAUUAAAGUAAAGUGAGCAGCUAAACUGAAGGCUAAAUAAAUAAAAUGAAAUUAGAUAAAGAAUCAAAUCUGCCUUAAUUAGUCCCACAAUGGGGAAAUUAUUUCUCUGCAUUUAACCCAUCCCAGAGGAGCAGUGGGCUGCGAUGAAGCGCCCGGGUCUUGCUCAAGGACACCUCGGCAUGUUGCCAGUAGAGGGGUUUGAACCACCGACCUUGUGGUUACGGGACAAGCGCUCUACCUCAUGUGCCACAGACGCCCCACCUGCCCUCAACAAAAGCAUAAAAAUAAUUCACCUGCUUUAGAAGAAAUGAUAUAAAUGAACAUGGAGAAGUUUUUUAAUGCUGGAAAAACACAAAUAAAAAAGGGGAAAGUAAUGAAAUACACUAAUAAUUAAAAUAUUAUUUUAAAUUAUAAAUUUACAAAAUAGAAAAUGUAAAAGAGGACGAAUGAAGGCGUUAAAUCUUUUCUGAUUUUUAUUUUCAAAACUGGAGAUGUCAGUUAUUGUGACAAUAUUUACUUCUUUCCGCUGUGAAUAUGGAAAUAUUCUUCCACCAGGUGACAGGUUAAAAAAACAGGUCAGUCUAAAGGUCAAAGGUCAGAGCGAGAAAUAAUCGAUAUCUGAGAAAACACUGGAAAAUUAACUUGUGUGACACUGAACAAGAGGGUGAGGUUGCUAUGGCAACAAAAAGGGACCAAACGAAUGUAUGUGUGUGUGCAUUGCCAUGGUGACUGUCACCAAGUUUUAUGAAAGAAUGUGGAAUUGUGGGUAAAUUUUCAUUCAGUGCGUUUCUGUAAUUUUACAUAAAUCAUUGUUAAUGAAUGUUUCAAAAGUUCACAUAUUUACUUGUUUAAAUGUUUAAUGAUAUUUCUUUUAAUAUAAUUUUCUGUAUUUACUGUGAAAAUGGAAAUCUUCUGGGUAUUUUUUUAAUUUAGAAAUUCUCUACAUAUUAUCUGUAAAGAGUUUUAUUGCUGGAACAUGAAUGUGAAAAUGAAAAAUGUAUUUUUACUUUCAUGAAUUUGUUCAAAUAUUUUGCUUUACUUGUUUAU